Molecule: messenger RNA, 2675 nt
Organism: Camellia sinensis
Lineage: Eukaryota; Viridiplantae; Streptophyta; Magnoliopsida; Ericales; Theaceae
Product: NADH-ubiquinone dehydrogenase
Biological process (GO): ATP synthesis coupled electron transport
Cellular component (GO): membrane
Molecular function (GO): NADH dehydrogenase (ubiquinone) activity; iron-sulfur cluster binding
Source: RefSeq, a predicted model, not a curated record
AAACAGCGAACACAUCCCCCACCCCCAUGGAAUUUUGAUCUCCAAACUGCAGCAAAGCAUUUUCACAAACCAAGUGUUGAGUAGAAGACAGAGAAUCUAGAGAGAGAGAGAGAGAGAGAGAGAGAUGGGAUUAGGGUUGCUAGCUUCUAGGGCUCUGAGAUCAUCUAGGAUUUUCACAUCCCCAGUCUCUAGAAAUGCCAUCGUUCGAACCAUUGUCUCAACACCUGAGCUCCAAAACCCAGAAACCUCAGCCGCGGCCCAAUCGCCGCCCGAAGAUCUCCCGAUUCGAACCCCGGUGGCCGGAGCUAGGGUUGAAUUCACCAACCCUGACGACGCAAUCGAGGUCUUCGUCGAUGGCUAUCCUGUAAAAAUCCCUAAAGGAAUGACCGUUUUACAGGCCUGUGAGCUCGCCGGCGUCGACAUUCCCCGAUUUUGUUAUCACAGCCGCCUUUCCAUCGCCGGAAACUGCCGUAUGUGCCUCGUCGAGGUCGAGAAGUCCCCCAAGCCUGUCGCUUCUUGCGCCAUGCCUGCUCUUCCAGGGAUGAAGAUUAAGACAGAUACACCCAUUGCAAAGAAAGCACGAGAGGGGGUUAUGGAGUUUUUGUUGAUGAAUCAUCCAUUGGAUUGCCCCAUUUGUGAUCAGGGUGGAGAAUGUGAUCUCCAAGAUCAGUCUAUGGCUUUUGGUUCUGAUCGGGGCCGGUUUACAGAAAUGAAAAGAUCUGUGGUGGAUAAGAAUCUGGGUCCAUUGGUUAAGACUGUUAUGACUCGGUGCAUUCAGUGUACGAGAUGUGUCAGGUUUGCAACUGAGGUAGCUGGUGUUCAAGAUCUUGGCAUGUUAGGUCGUGGCAGUGGAGAAGAAAUUGGGACUUAUGUUGAAAAAUUAAUGACAAGUGAACUUUCUGGGAAUGUAAUAGAUAUCUGUCCUGUAGGGGCCCUCACCUCGAAACCUUUUGCCUUUAAAGCCCGCAAUUGGGAAUUAAAGGGAACAGAGAGCAUUGAUGUCACUGAUGCAGUUGGUUCCAACAUCCGUAUUGACAGUAGAGGUCCAGAGGUUAUGCGCAUUCUUCCUCGUUUAAAUGAGGACAUUAAUGAGGAAUGGAUAUCAGAUAAAACACGUUUCUUUUAUGAUGGUCUGAAGAGGCAGCGGCUAAAUGACCCUAUGAUUCGCGGUGCUGAUGGGCGCUUCAAGGCUGUGAGCUGGCGUGAUGCCCUUGCUGUAGUUGCUGAGGUCAUCCAUCAAGUUAAACCAGAAGAAAUUGUAGGGGUUGCUGGUCAGUUGUCUGAUGCAGAAUCCAUGAUGGCACUGAAGGAUUUCUUAAACAAAAUGGGAUCCAAUAAUAUCUGGUGUGAGGGAAAUGGCAUGCAUCCAAAUGCUGAUUUGCGUUCAGGAUAUCUCUUGAAUAGUGGUAUCAGUGGUCUUGAGAAAGCAGAUGUUUUCCUUUUGGUCGGAACUCAGCCAAGGGUUGAAGCUGCCAUGGUGAAUGCAAGAAUCAGAAAAACAGUCCGAGAAACCCACGCUAAGGUGGGCUACAUUGGCCCACCAACUGAUUUCAACUACGAUUACCAGCACCUUGGCACAGGUCCUCAAACACUAUCUGAAAUCGCUGAGGGUCGCCAUCCCUUUUACUCUGCCCUCUCAAAUGCGAAGAACCCAGUCAUCAUUGUCGGUGCCGGGAUCUUUGAGAGGAAUGAUAAGGAUGCAAUUUACUCAGUUGUUGAAACUAUUGCAAAAAAAGGGAAUAUUAUCAGACCAGACUGGAACGGUCUCAAUGUAUUGCUUCUAAAUGCUGCCCAAGCUGCUUCGCUGGACCUUGGACUCGUGCCUAAAUCUGAACACAGUAUUGAAUCUGCAAAGUUUGUGUAUUUGAUGGGUGCUGAUGAUGUGAGCUUGGAGAAAGUUCCGAGUGAUGCGUUUGUGGUUUAUCAGGGCCAUCAUGGUGAUCAGAGUGUGUAUCGUGCCAAUGUCAUUUUACCAGCGGCAGCAUUCACCGAGAAGGAGGGUACAUAUGUAAAUACAGAAGGGUGUGCUCAACAAACUCUGCCUGCAGUUCCCACUGUUGGUGACGCGAGGGAUGAUUGGAAAAUAAUUAGGGCUUUGUCUGAGGUGGCAGGGGUACGUCUGCCUUACGAUACUCUUGGGGCUAUCCGGAACCGGAUAAGGACUGUGGCACCGAAUCUCUUGCACAUGGACGAGAGACAACCGGCUACUUUUUCUGCUUUAUUGAAACCUGAGUCUGGCAACAAGAUGAGUUCGACUCCAUUUGGGACUGCCGUGGAGAAUUUCUACAUGACUAAUUCAAUCACGAGGGCAUCAAAGAUAAUGGCACAGUGCAGUGCAAUGCUCUUGAAGAAGUAGCUGAUUUGAUUACUACAUCCUUGUAAUAAAGGUGCAGAUUUAACUGUUUUUUGUGCUCCGGUUAUUUCUGUUUGAGCCGUUUAGCAAUUUUUGUUUUUGUUUUUGUUUUUGUUUUUUUGGGUUUCUCAAAAUUGCACUGCCAUGGUGGACUUUUGAUGCUCAUAAAUGGCAACUGUUGAUCUAUGGUUUGUAAUUCUGUAAUUUAGAGUAUGGGGCUGUUGUCUUACACUCUUAUUAACAGUUGGAAGAUAUCUGUUCUGAUCUUGGUUGCUUCUAAAACGGUUGGGUAAAUUACACUGACAACCCGGAGUUUUGUGCC